CGUUAGUACAACAACCCAUACUUACCUAAAUCUACGAUUUUUCCUCAUUUGUACAAGUAUACAUGUUAGCGUUGUUCAAAAACGCAUCCCUUUUGAAUGUAUCUAGGCACAAUAAGGAAACGCAUAUACCACUUCGGGCAUAGAGACUUGAAAAUUGUGGUCGCUACUGUUCAAUGAUGGCUAAGAAUAACCAUGCAAUAGUUCUAACAGAAAACCAACAAAUGGUACUUAACGGAUUUUUGAGGCGAGCCGGCGUUGGUAAUUUUUCUAUAUCAUUAUCAUCGGGAGCAGAAGAUGGUGAAAAUUUUGGUGGAAUUAUAAUAGAAGCCGAUGUAGUGUGGACCAACGGAAAUAAGGAAUCGACUUCCCAUUACAUUCUAAAGUGUGCCCCGUCAAGUGAAAUUCUUCAAAGGCUGUUACCUGUGCAGUCUUCCUUACUGAUUGAGAUAUACGUGUACUCAAAAAUUUUGCAAGAGUUUAAUAUAAUUCAAGGAGAGUAUAACAUUGAAACACCAUUCGAUUGCUUCCCAGUUUAUUACGCGUCUUUGGCAGCAGCACACGACAAAAUGAUAGUAUUACAAAACGUAAAGGCACUGAAUUAUAGGCAUUGCGAUCGAGCUCAACCUCUGGAUUACCCGCAUAUACUAUUCGUAGUGAAGGAAUACGCACGAUUGCAUGCCCUCUCCUACGUGAUAAAGCACUACAAGCCAGCCCUUUUUGAAGAAUUUGAAAGAAAUACUGUACACCACUCUUCCUAUGACUGUGACAGCUACGAAGGCAUCGCCAUGUGUAGGCAACAUCGAUUGGGUCACGCUUUGAAGGCACUGAAGUCGAUUGAUGAUACUGCUCUGUUUGAGAAAUUCUCCUAUUUUGUCCAAAACGUAAUGUCUAUUACUACAAAGCUGCUCAAUUCCAAAAAGGAGCACCGAGUAAUUAGUCACAUCGACUGCGGUAUUCCAAAUUUGUUGUUUAAGUAUGAUCCUACCUCUGGUGAUCUUUUGAGUACCUGCAUGGUCGACUGGCAACACUCUCGUUUGGAGUCCCCAGCAGUAGAUUUGGUUACGUUCAUACUUUCCGCCGCUAGCAAAGCUACUCGAGAACGCUACGAUGAGUUAAUAAUGGAGUACCACAAGACAUUCUGUUCAUUUAUGAGGGAAUUCGGUUGUGACGGAGAAAAGAUGCUUCCAUUUGAUAUUUUACAAAGAGAAUUAAAGACUUACGGUCUAUUGGGACUCACAAUGGCAAUCAUGUUAAUUUACCUUUAUUCAACGAUUGACCAAAAGGUUCCCGAUGUACUCCGAACCGAGUCCUCUAAGGAGGAAUUUGGAUUUUUAUACAAUUUACAAAACCGGGAGAAAUUUGACACGAGGGUUAGGGAAGCAAUUUGCGACUUUGGUCGUUUCGGGUACAAUUUUGAGUUAGAGGCCAGUCUCGAUCUUAUGUUCAAGUAUAUAAAUAAGUUUCGCAAAGAAAACAUGUCGAGAUCGAACGACUCCGUGGUUUUAACGGUAAAGCAAAUGGAAGUCCUUAAAACAAUGCUUUAUAGUAUUGGUAUUAAAGACUAUUCAUUGGCGCUGUCACCAGCUGUGGAAGAAGGGGAAAAUUGCGCCGGUGCUGUAACCAAAGCCGUAGUAAAAUGGACUGGUAAAAACGGCGAUUCUUGCACUUCACACUAUAUACUCAAGUGUAUCACCUCAGGAAGUGCCUUGGAAAAUCUGAUUCCCUUACAAGAUUGUUUUACAAGAGAAAUUUAUUUAUAUUCCAAGGUAUUUCCACAGUUCACGAAAAUGGAAGCUGAACACAACGUUAGGUUCAACAUUUAUCCUGAGUUCUACACCUCACUGGAAACAACGGAGGAGAAAAUGUUGGCAUUACAAGAUAUGAAAGCUUUAGGAUUCCGCCACCAUAACCGCCACCAGACUUUGGACUACGAGCACAUACUGUUAGCGGUUAAGAAUUAUGCUCGAUUGCAUUCUCUGUCAUAUGCAACUCGCCAUCAACAGCCAACCCUGUAUGAAGAAUUCGAGAAGAACACCCCCGACCGAUUUUUUGUUGGGUUUAAGUACACAGGGGUUCGCUCAGUUUCUGAACAUCGGAUUCUUAACGCACUAAAAGCAUUGGAUCCAGUUGUUGAUCGAGAAAUAUACAAUGUAUUUUGUGACCUCAAGGAAAACAUGGUGUCAGUAUUAACGAAUUUGAUCAAUUCGAAAAAUCAGUACCAAGUGAUCAGUCACAUCGAUUGUGGACUUAUGAACUUAUUGUUUAAAUAUGACCUGAGUACUAACACGCCAACUGACGUCUGUAUGAUAGAUUGGCAACAUGGGCGUUCGGAGUCACCGGCUGUCGACUUGAUUACUUUCAUCUUUUCAUCAUCGGAUAGUAAAACUAGGGAACGUUAUCAUGAAUUAAUCAUGGAAUAUCACAGGUGCUUAUGUGUAUCUUUAGAAAAACUGGGGUGCGAUGGUAACAAAAUUUUGCCGUUCAGUAUUUUGGAAAAUGAGCUAAAAGUGUACGGAAUAGUUGGUUUUUGCUUUGCUAUUUUUUUAAUUUACGUUUAUUCUACUGUUGACCAAAGACGACCUGACGCGCUUAACGAUGAUUCUCAUGCGGAAGGAUACUCGUUCGUAUAUGACCUGCAAGAGGGGUCCGAGUUUGAUAGGAGGGUUAAGGAAGCUAUAAUUGACUUUUGGAGGUUGGGAUACAAUUUUAAAUAAAGUUAUUGAUCUUC
This is a messenger RNA of Photinus pyralis (common eastern firefly), 2728 nucleotides long. RefSeq lists its product as uncharacterized. Bases 174 to 2714 code for a protein of 846 amino acids. The transcript is spliced from 6 exons. The record is from RefSeq and is a predicted model, not a curated record. Lineage: Eukaryota; Metazoa; Arthropoda; Insecta; Coleoptera; Lampyridae.